AUGAGCGCCCAUCCCGGUCCGCAGCUCCCCUCCCCCGCGCACAUCCAGGCCGACUCGAUGCUCGCCCGACGGUUUGGCAGGGAGACGGUCAACUACUUUUCCAAGCACCCGUUCCUCGCCGCCGCGCUCAAGCACCCCUCCACCCGCUUCAUCCUGCUCAAGGACCUCGCCCCGCUGACCCAGUCGCCCGCUGAGCUCUACUACGCCCAGUAUGAGGAUGUCCAGAAGCUGGUGCCCGCCGAUAUCUACGACAAGUCUGAGGAGGAGAUGAUCCGCGACUACGACUCCCGCCGAACCGUCCCGCAGCUCGUCUUCCUCGGCCUGGACGAGUCCGACAAGGACGGUACCAUGGAAUGGAAGAUCUACAAGGGGAGGCCGUACUUCGCUCUGGACGUGUCGCAGAGAGGAAACGAGGAGCAGCAGGCUCAUGCCAAGGAGCUGGUCGAGGCCAUGGAGGCGAAGGGGCUGACCUUUCUCAAGGCGCGGAUCCAUAACACGCUGCCGGCUGAUCAGGCCGCCAUCUACGCGCAGGGCCGGGCGCUCAUCGACUGGAACACGCGCAACACCUUCUGCGGCACCUGCGGCCACACGACGCUGUCGGUCAACGCGGGCACCAAGCGGGCAUGUCCUCCAACCGACGCGGCGCUCGCAGCGCAGGGCAAAUCGCCAGAGCGACCGCCCUGCUCGACGCGCACGACCCUGUCCAACCUCUCGUUCCCCCGGACCGACCCGACCAUCAUCGUCGCCGUGCUGUCCGCCGACGGCCAGCGCAUCCUCCUCGGCCGCUCCAAGCGCUUCCCGCCCAACUGGUACUCCACGCUGGCGGGAUUCGUCGAACCCGCCGAGUCGGUCGAGGACGCCGUGCGGCGCGAGGUCUGGGAAGAAGCCGGCGUGACGCUGUCGCGCGUGGUGAUCCACUCGUCGCAGCCGUGGCCAUACCCGGCCAACCUGAUGAUCGGGGCGAUCGCGCAGGUCAGCGAUCCGGCCCACGAGAAGAUCAGCCUGGCGCAUGACCCGGAGCUGGAGGAUGCCAAAUGGUUCCCGAUCGCCGAGGUCGAGGAGGCGCUGAAGAACGGCACCAGUGGGAUAGGCGAGCCGCCCGGCCCGUACUACAAGGAAGGGAACCUGCGUCUGCCUCCUCCCACGGCCAUCGCCAACCAGCUCAUCCAGUCAGCCAUCAACCAAGACUAUAUCAGCGAUAAGACCUCGAAGAUGUAA
Rasamsonia emersonii CBS 393.64 is the source of this 1218-nucleotide messenger RNA. Its product is annotated as NADH pyrophosphatase. Gene Ontology annotation, cellular component: cytosol. Lineage: Eukaryota; Fungi; Ascomycota; Eurotiomycetes; Eurotiales; Trichocomaceae. The record is from RefSeq and is a predicted model, not a curated record. Bases 1 to 1218 code for a protein of 405 amino acids. Gene Ontology annotation, biological process: NAD+ catabolic process; NADP+ catabolic process. Gene Ontology annotation, molecular function: metal ion binding; NADH pyrophosphatase activity. The transcript is spliced from 3 exons.